GGAGGCGGUGACUGUGUCGGCGACGGGGAUAGCGAAGCCGACGGCGACACUCUGGCCUUCCCCAUGCACACUCUAUGGUGGGUGAUGCCAAUCACAGCCAUGAAGAAAAAGGUGCUGUUGAUGGGGAAGAGUGGGUCUGGCAAGACCAGCAUGAGAUCGAUCAUCUUUGCAAACUAUAUUGCCCGAGACACCCGCCGCCUUGGGGCGACAAUUGAUGUGGAACAUUCUCAUGUUCGAUUUCUGGGAAACCUGGUACUGAACCUCUGGGACUGUGGUGGCCAGGACACCUUCAUGGAGAACUAUUUUACCAGCCAACGGGACAAUAUUUUCCGCAAUGUGGAGGUUCUGAUUUACGUGUUUGACGUGGAAAGCCGGGAGCUGGAGAAGGAUAUGCAUUACUACCAGUCAUGCCUCGAGGCUAUCCUUCAGAACUCCCCUGAUGCCAAGAUCUUUUGCCUCGUGCACAAAAUGGAUCUCGUUCAGGAGGAUCAGCGGGACCUGAUUUUUAAGGAACGUGAAGAGGACCUGAGGCGGUUGUCCCGCCCAUUGGAAUGUGCUUGUUUUCGAACAUCUAUCUGGGAUGAAACACUGUAUAAGGCCUGGUCCAGUAUCGUCUAUCAGCUCAUCCCCAACGUUCAGCAGCUGGAAAUGAACUUGAGAAAUUUCGCCCAGAUUAUUGAAGCGGAUGAGGUGCUUCUCUUUGAAAGAGCUACUUUUCUGGUAAUUUCCCAUUACCAGUGUAAAGAACAACGUGACGUCCACAGAUUUGAGAAAAUCAGCAACAUCAUCAAGCAGUUCAAGCUGAGCUGCAGCAAGCUGGCGGCCUCCUUCCAGAGCAUGGAAGUGCGCAACUCGAACUUUGCUGCUUUCAUUGACAUCUUUACUUCCAACACCUACGUGAUGGUAGUCAUGUCUGAUCCGUCGAUACCUUCUGCAGCCACCCUGAUCAAUAUCCGCAAUGCCAGGAAACAUUUCGAGAAGUUGGAGAGAGUGGAUGGACCAAAGCACAGCCUUCUCAUGCGCUGAAUGUGGUCACGUGACACUUUGGGAACCGUUGGAACUCCAUUGUGUUCUUGGUUUGGUCUUGAGUUUUGAGAAUUUAGUAUUGCUAUUGUGCAUUCAGGCUUUGAGAUAAAUGCUACUUGUCACCUCUAUAUUCUUACCCUGUGCUCCCCCCUCUUCCAAAUAAAACACAAACAUACACAUACACUCCCCCCCUACCCCCUACACAUACAUGUACCUACACAUGCAUAUAUCCACAGACACUUAACCCAUACCCAUAAUAUAGUCUCACACAGACACACAUUCACACAUGCAGGACACUAUUUACUUAAAUAUCAUCAAGAGACCCAACAGGGCCUGAAGAAGGUCUUCAUUCAUGUAAAGGGAGGGGUUCGUAGGGCAUGAGGGAAAGGGACUUGCACAUCAUAUAUUAACAUAGUUCUGAUAAUUAUGCAUGCCAAGCCUUUACUUUGGGAUAUUCUGCCUCUGAUUAUAAAUGACAUGGAUGGAAUUCUGCUCCUUUAUCAGCAGGAUGCUACAAAGCAUUUUGAAAUUCCUCCUUGUUCUCAGUCAUGAAAGAAAAUGUUAACUCCUUAGGGAUUCCUAGUUCCCUGAAGCUUGCAAGUGUUUAUCUUUUCGCUAUAUUGUUUUUGUCCUUGUUGCCAUUGGCCAAAACCUCAGGAUCUUCAGGCGUCCAUCACCAUUUUAUUCCUGGAGAAUUCCUGUAUUACCCACCCAAUGGCAAAUUUGUAUCAGUCUUAUGUUAUCUGUAUUAAUCAUCUGACAAAAUAAAGUACUUAUGGCAACGAAA
Messenger RNA from Vombatus ursinus (common wombat), 1813 nucleotides. Its product is annotated as ras-related GTP-binding protein A. Gene Ontology annotation, biological process: cellular response to amino acid stimulus; regulation of autophagy; cellular response to starvation. The transcript is spliced from 10 exons. Bases 64 to 1026 code for a protein of 320 amino acids. NCBI's taxonomy places the organism in Eukaryota, Metazoa, Chordata, Mammalia, Diprotodontia, Vombatidae. Gene Ontology annotation, cellular component: lysosome; nucleus; Gtr1-Gtr2 GTPase complex. Gene Ontology annotation, molecular function: GTPase activity; GTP binding. The record is from RefSeq and is a predicted model, not a curated record.